AUGCCGUCUUCCGAUACCAUAGCCUCCUCACUUGGCAGAUUAAAAAUCGACGACAAGAUCAAGUCCCGGAAAGCAGAGCCAGCAGAAUCAUGGGAAGAUGAAGUAGGCGAGGAGGAGGAGGAGGAGGACGGCUCCGCCAACCACAACAACGACGACAAUAACCAGGAAGAAGAGGACAGGAAAAGCAUUUCCACUCCCAUCCGACCCAACUUCCCCGGUCCACCUCCUCCCACACCAUCCUCGCCCACAGAAGCCCAAAAACGAGACCUGCAAUACCAGAAUUUCGGGCCAUUGAGCUAUUAUGAUACAGGAACCCCACCAUCAUCAUCACUUUCACGUGGAAAUAGUAAUAGUGGCGGUAGUGGUGACACGCCGCCCGAACGACGUCCAGAUAAGACGACCGCAGUGGCAUCUCGAUUGAUUGCAGCCGGGUUGGGACAGCGAGCGCCAAAGCGGACACCAGAGCAGCGUGAAUACGAUCAGGCGAUGAAGGUGCAGGAAAAGAAGAAACGGGACAAGGCAAAAGCAGAGGAGGAGCAAAAGCGGCGAGACACGGAAGCAGCGAAAAAGGCCAUCUGGGAUGACUGA
Molecule: messenger RNA, 588 nt
Organism: Sphaerulina musiva SO2202
Lineage: Eukaryota; Fungi; Ascomycota; Dothideomycetes; Mycosphaerellales; Mycosphaerellaceae
Exons: 1
Coding region: 1-588 (195 amino acids)
Source: RefSeq, a predicted model, not a curated record